Messenger RNA from Brettanomyces nanus, 5523 nucleotides. It is a transcript of the gene DUR1,2, whose product is annotated as urea amidolyase. The record is from RefSeq and is a predicted model, not a curated record. Gene Ontology annotation, molecular function: urea carboxylase activity; methylcrotonoyl-CoA carboxylase activity; metal ion binding. The transcript has a single exon. The coding region runs from base 1 to 5523 and encodes 1840 amino acids. Lineage: Eukaryota; Fungi; Ascomycota; Pichiomycetes; Pichiales; Pichiaceae. Gene Ontology annotation, cellular component: mitochondrion.
AUGAGUGGUUCUAUUCCGAACACAAUCGGAUGGACAGUCUGUGACUGGACCAAUUUCCACCGGGACUCUACUCCUGAGCAGUCCUUUCAAACGUUACUCGUUUUAGCCGAAUCCCUUAAGAUUUCGCCCAAAGACCCUGCUUGGAUCUCCGUUGCUGAUAAGUACAAUUUGAAUCAUCAAUGGAAAAUUCUUCAAUCUAAAUCUGAUAAGCCAAAUCUUAAGCUUUAUGGUGUUCCUGUUGCCAUCAAGGACAAUAUCGACGCUCUUGGAUUUCAGACCACUGCUGCUUGUCCCGCAUAUGCUUACACCCCGCUAGAAGAUUCUACCGCUGUUGCAUUGCUUAGGGAGGCAGGUGCUAUUAUCAUUGGUAAGACCAACUUGGAUCAAUUUGCUACCGGUUUGGUCGGUACCAGGUCUCCUUACGGUGUCACUCCUAACAGUUUCUGCUCGAAAAACGUUUGUGGCGGUUCCUCUGCUGGCUCUGCUUUUGCAACUGCGAAUGGGAUAGUUCCAUUGGCUUUAGGAACUGAUACGGCCGGUUCUGGCCGUGUCCCUGCUGCUUUGAACAACUUAAUUGGCCUUAAGCCAACCCUCGGUACCAUCUCGACUGCCGGUGUUGUCCCUGCAUGCAAGUCUCUUGACUGUGUCUCCAUCUUUGCUCUUAACCUAAACGAUGCUCAAUUGGCAUACACCAUUUGUGCUCAACCAGAUAUGGAUCAAUGCGAGUUCUCUCGCGCUUUACCAGUUAAUCCUCUUAGACACUAUCCUCCUAAGCCUCGUGUUGCCAUUCCAAUUGAUAUGACCGAUAAAUGGUUCGGCGAUAAUGACAAUCCCAAGAUUUUCUCCAAGGCCGUGCAUACUUUGCAGAAGGCUGGCGUCGAGGUCGUCCCGCUGGACUUCUCACCCUUGCUUGAUUUGGCGGAAUGCCUCUAUGAAGGUACAUGGGUGGCUGAAAGAUGGGCCGCUACCAGAGAUUUUUUUGCUACCAAUCCCGAUGAAUCCACCUUGGACCCGACUGUUUCUUCUAUCAUCAAAGGUGGUGCAAAAUAUGAUGCUGCUACCGCCUACGAGUAUGAUUAUAAACGUCAUGCCAUUCUCAACCAGGUGAAUAAAAAGUUCAAAGAUAUUGAUGCAAUGAUGGUGCCAACUUGCCCUUUGAAUCCUACCAUUAAAAGUGUAGAAUUAGAGCCAGUUGUUGUAAAUUCCAGACAGGGUACAUGGACCAACUUUGUCAAUUUGGCUGAUUUCUGUGGUUUGGCUAUUCCUGUUGGCUUUAGGGAUUCUGAUGGCCUUCCGAAUGGCGUUACUCUUCUUGGCAGGGCUUUUGAGGAUUACGCCUUGCUAGAUUUGGCAUCCAGAUUUUUCCACGCAUUAUAUCCUGAACACAACCGCCCUAUUGGUCACAUUGAGAACAAAAUCUCCGGUGUUUCCGAUGAAUUAGAUGAUCGCAUACCUGCUCCUAAUAUGCAGGCUUCUAUUAGGCUCGCAGUUGUUGGCGCGCACUUGAAAGGCCAGCCAUUGCACUGGCAGCUAGAUAAGGUGCAGGCUGUUUUCCUUGAGAGUACUACAACGGCUCCCAAAUACAAGUUGUAUGCACUUCCUACGAAGACUCCAACUGCAAUUCCUAAGCCGGGUUUGAAAAGAGUCGACGUUGAAGCCGAGGGUGGUGCUGCUGCCAUUGACAUCGAGGUGUAUGCCAUACCUACCGAACGAUUUGGCGAGUUUAUUGCAAUGGUCCCUGAGCCUUUAGCUAUUGGUACCGUUGAAACGAUCGGUGGUGAAUUCGUGAAAGGGUUUGUUUGCGAGGAAAUUGGUUACCAGGUCAAGGGCGCUAGCGAUAUCACGGAACUUGGAGGUUGGUUGCCUUACGUUGAAAGAUCGUCAAGUGAGAAGGCCAAACAUAGUAAGCCAUUUAAAACUGUCCUUGUUGCCAAUCGUGGUGAAAUUGCUGUACGCAUCAUCAAGACCCUCAGAAAGCUUGGCAUCAAAUCCGUCGCAAUAUACUCUGAUCCCGAUAGAUACUCCGAACAUGUCUUGAUGGCUGAUGUUGCGCUGCCUUUGCACGGUACAACCGCCGCAGAGACUUACAUAAACAUCGAUAAGGUUGUCAAAGCUUGUAAAGAGUCUGCAGCCGAAGCUGUUAUUCCUGGUUACGGUUUCCUAUCCGAGAAUGCUGAUUUUGCAGAUAGGCUUGAAGCUGAAGGCCUUCAAUUUGUUGGACCAACAGGAAAUUCGAUUAGAAAACUUGGUUUGAAGCACUCUGCUCGUCAGAUUGCUGAGAAAGCUGGUGUUCCAUUGGUUCCGGGGUCUGGAUUGGUUGCAUCUUCUGCGGAGGCCAAGAAGAUUGCUGAAAAGCUAGGAUACCCAGUCAUGGUGAAGUCCACUGCCGGUGGUGGUGGUAUUGGUCUUCAGAAGGUUGAUUCUGCUAAGGAUAUUGAAAGCGUCUUCCAGACGGUUCAACACCAGGGUAAAGCCUUCUUUGGUGACUCUGGUGUCUUUUUGGAGAGAUUUGUUGAUCACGCUCGUCACGUCGAGAUCCAGAUGUUUGGUGACGGCAGAGGCAAUGCCAUUGCAAUUGGCGAAAGGGAUUGUUCUUUGCAAAGAAGAAAUCAGAAGAUUAUUGAGGAAACCCCUGCUCCUAACCUACCAGAAGCUACAAGGAAGAAGAUGCGUGCAGCCGCCGAGCAACUUGGCUCAUCCAUCAACUACAGAUGUGCUGGUACAGUUGAGUUUAUAUAUGACGCUACUAGAGACGAGUUUUACUUCCUUGAAGUUAAUACCCGUCUACAAGUGGAACAUCCUAUUACCGAAAGUGUUACUCAUUUGGAUUUGGUUGAGUGGAUGCUCUUUAUUGCUGCUGGCGAUCCUCCUGAUUUUACUAAGGCUUUAACCAUUGACGGUGCAUCUAUGGAGGCUCGUCUAUAUUCCGAAAACCCAGUUAAGGGAUUUGUGCCAUCUCCUGGUACCUUGACUGAAGUCAGAUUCCCAACAUGGGCCCGUGUUGAUACAUGGGUAAAGACUGGUACUGUUAUUUCUGCUGAGUACGACCCUACUUUGGCCAAGAUCAUUGUUCACGGUAAAGACAGAAUGGAUGCUUUGAAGAAACUUCGUCAAGCACUUAACGAAACUGUUGUUUAUGGCGUUGUCACUAACAUUGACUAUUUGCGCUCCAUUGCCAAUUCUGCCCUGUUCGAGAAUGCGCAGAUGUUUACCAAAGUAUUGGACUCUUAUGACUACCAACCUAAUGCCUUUGAGAUUAGUGCGCCUGGUGCAUACACUACUGUGCAAGAUUAUCCAGGUCGUGUAGGUUAUUGGCACAUUGGUGUUCCUCCUUCUGGACCUAUGGAUGUCUAUUCUUUCAGAUUGGCCAACCGCAUUGUUGGCAAUGAUUCAAGAGCUCCUGCUAUUGAGAUUACUCUAAAAGGUCCUUCGAUUCUUUUCCAUCACGAGACGAUCAUUGCAGUGACAGGUGGUGAAACACCAGUCACUCUCAAUGGUGAAACGAUAAAGAUGUACACCCCAAUUUCUAUCAAACAUGGCGAUAAGCUUUCUAUUGGUAAGCUUACCUCUGGUUGCAGAGCCUACUUAGCAAUUAGAGGCGGUAUUGAUGUCACUACAUACUUGGGAUCUUGUUCAACGUUUGCUCUUGGUAAGUUAGGUGGUUACAAUGGCCGUGUUCUUAAGAUGGGUGAUGUAUUGUUUCUUGGACAACCUGGAAUUCCCGCCUGCAGCAUUCCGGCUCCCGUUUCUGCUCCCGAGGCUGCUCCAGCUUCUCUUGUUCCUCAUAUUCCAGCCAAGGAAUGGAAAGUUGGUGUCACAUGCGGUCCUCACGGGGCCCCAGACUUCUUUAAAGAUGAAUAUGUUGGCGAGUUCUUCUCUGCUCAAUGGAAGGUUCAUUAUAAUUCCAACAGAUUUGGUGUCAGACUUGUCGGUCCAAAGCCAAAGUGGGCUCGUAAGAACGGAGGUGAGGGAGGCCUUCAUCCAUCCAACACUCACGAUUACGUCUAUUCUCUUGGUGCAAUUAACUUCACUGGUGAUGAGCCGGUGAUUUUGACCUGUGAUGGCCCGUCUCUUGGCGGAUUUGUCUGCUUUGCCGUUGUUGUCCAGGCUGAAAUGUGGAAGAUUGGACAAGUAAAGGCCGGAGAUUUGAUCACUUUUGUUCCUGUUAGCUUCUCCGAUGCUAUUGUCCAAAGAAAGGCUCUGGAUAAUGCCAUCGAAAGUCUCUCUGGUGACAUGCCAUCCAUUCAGUCUUCAUUGCCAUCCCCAGAAAAGGCCAUCAUCGCUACCUUCAAGCCAUCGAGCUCCGCUCCCUUGGUCACCUACAGACAAGCCGGUGACAGGUAUGUUCUUGUUGAGUAUGGUGACAACACGAUGGACCUCAACAAGUCUUAUCGUGUUCAUAAAUUGAUCGAUAUGGUCCACACGCAUAAGACUGUUGGCAUAGUUGAAAUGUCUCAGGGUGUUAGGUCUGUCUUAAUUGAGUUUGAUGGCCUUGAGAUUGAUCAGACUACUCUUAUCGAGACGCUAGUGGCUUACGAAGCCGAAGUUGCAUUCUCCAAUAAGUGGACGGUGCCCUCAAAAAUAAUUCAUUUGCCCAUGGCAUUUGAAGACAAGAAAACAUUGGAUGCCGUGACGAGAUACCAGGAGACAAUUCGGUCCUCUGCUCCAUGGUUGCCCAACAAUGUGGAUUUCAUUGCACAGGUUAAUGGUAUCAAACAUAAGGAUGUGCAAGAUAUGCUUUACUCUGCCCGAUUUUUAGUUCUUGGGCUUGGUGAUGUGUUCCUCGGUGCCCCUUGUGCUGUUCCAUUGGAUCCUCGUCAACGUUUCUUGGGUUCCAAAUACAAUCCAUCUAGAAUCUACACUCCCCCAGGUACCGUCGGUAUCGGUGGUAUGUACAUGUGCAUAUAUACUAUGGAGUCACCUGGCGGAUAUCAAUUGGUUGGUAGAACGGUUCCUAUUUGGGAUAAGCUUUCUCUAGGUGUUCACACCAAGAACUUAAACGAGGGCAAUCCAUGGUUAUUGACUCCAUUUGAUCAGGUCAGUUUUUACCCGGUCUCUGAGGCAGAGCUUAACAAGAUGUGCGACGAUUGGGAACAUGGAUUCUUCAAGGUGGAUAUGGUCGAAUCUGUGUUCGACCAUACCAAGUACUUGCAAUGGAUCCAGGAAAACGCGCAAAGUAUCGAGUCAUUUAAAAAGAACCAGGGGGGCGAGAAGCUAGAAGAAUUUAGCCGGUUGAUACAGGUUGCCAAUGAAGAACUUCAGAAAUCGAGCUCGACGUCUGACAAGCCUCCUGAAGAUUGGCCAGAAAAUGCUGAAUUGGUGUAUUCUGAGUACUCCGGACGGUUCUGGAAGCCACUAGUCAAAAAUGGAGAUAUUGUGGAGAAUGGUCAAGGUCUAGUUGUCAUCGAGGCUAUGAAAACCGAGAUGGUGGUUAACGCCACGAAAAAUGGAAAGGUGUUGAAUGUGCUCCACAAGAACGGUGAUAUGGUGGAGGCAGGCGAUUUGGUCAUCGUCAUUGUGUGA